Molecule: messenger RNA, 599 nt
Organism: Rhodamnia argentea
Lineage: Eukaryota; Viridiplantae; Streptophyta; Magnoliopsida; Myrtales; Myrtaceae
Product: photosystem II 5 kDa protein, chloroplastic-like
Exons: 1
Coding region: 127-468 (113 amino acids)
Source: RefSeq, a predicted model, not a curated record
GUUUGCAUUCGUCUCGACCCACAAAUAAUAAUUGCCUCCCCGCACGAUCGUUAGUUGCGAAUCAACACAAGCUGAAGAGAAAAAAGAAAGAAAAGCAAAACACUCACUCAACCACACGCAGCGGCAAUGGCUUCCGUGACCAUGACAGCCUCCUUCCUCGCCGGCUCGUCGGCUGCGGUUGGCAAGCUACCCUCGGCCAAGGCCUCGAGGUGCCUCGUCGUGGCCAAGGCGGCCUCGAGAGCCACCGAGGCCGAGAAGGCCAGCCUUGAAUUCAAUGCCGCCAAGGAAGAGAGCAGCAAUGGGAGAAGAGACUUGGUCUUCGCCGCUGCCGCCGCUGCAGCUGCCUGCGCUGUCGUGAGGGCCGCCAUCGCUGACGAAGACGAGCCGAAAAGAGGGACUCCUGAAGCCAAGAAGAAGUAUGCUCCUAUUUGCGUGACCAUGCCCACCGCUCGCAUCUGCCGCAAAUGAGGGUCAAGAAUUGGCAAACUCCUUUUUCCCCCACGCUUGAUUUCGUGUUGAUUUGGGAAUGAUAUAUGUGUAGAACCUUGUAUUCUAAUUUCUUGCUAUCUUGGGACUAAUCCGAUCACCAUUCUAUCUAA